This is a messenger RNA of Effrenium voratum, 214 nucleotides long. The record is from the annotation of a GenBank genome assembly. Lineage: Eukaryota; Dinophyceae; Suessiales; Symbiodiniaceae.
GUAUGUGUACAAGUAUGGGUUGGACCGUGUCAUGCAGUCGCACAAAAUCAUCCGCAGAGACAAGCACGACCACGACGAGGAAUCCGACGCAAACGAGGACAUCGCGAUCCUAGAGCGGAAUCUGCUGGAUGUGGACUUGAACGCCCGCAAGACGCGCCAGCGCACUGCUGACGGCAAUGCAGCAGCUGAAGAGGUGGAGUCCUCGCCUGACGAG